AGCUUAACGGACAAGCGCUUAUUUGAGAUAUGGCUGUUUUGUCGUUGUUUGACCCCUUAAUACUAGAACAUAUCAACUGUUCUGAGUUGAUCAAGAAACAUGUGGUCCAUAUAAACUUUCAGAGUCCUAAAACGAUUCCGAAACUACGGCCUCUAUUAUCAUCUGAUUAUGAUUAUCUUGCUUUAUUAAAACAGUUAACCGUAGUUGGGAAGAUAGAACAGAGAGAAUUUGAUGAAAGAUUUUCUUUGAUGGCCUCUUGCUUGGAUACAUAUUUUAUUGUAGUUUUAGAAGAUGCUACAACAAGUAGAAUCAUUGGAGCAGCAACUCUCUUCAUAGAGUUAAAGUUCAUUCACCAAUGUUCGAAGCGUGGUCAUAUUGAGGAUGUUAUAGUCGAUUCAAGAUAUCGCGGGAUGAAUUUUGGAAGACUACUUGUUGAUACCCUGGUUCGUAUAGGAAAACAUAUGGGAUGUUAUAAAAUUUCACUUGAUUGUAGUAAUGAAAAAGUUGGAUUUUAUGAAAAAUUAGGUUUUCAAUGUAAAAAUAAUAUCAUGUAUAUACGAUUUGAUGAAGAUUAAAACUAAUGUGAACUUUUGUAUAAAAAGAAAUCCUGAAAACAAAAACAAAGUCUUUCAGAAUGUUGAAUAAUUUCCGGGAAAUGUUUUCAAGUUAAUAAUAAUAAUAAUGACACUUAUAAAAUUCAACUCUUCUGUUAUUUAAAAAGAGCACGGGUUCCUAUUGCCGGGAAAUUUCACUAGGAUAUAUAUCAAAACAAUUGUCUGUAAUGUUUGUGACAUAAUUCCCACUAUUUCAUGCACAUUAUUAUCACACAUUUCUGAUGACGAAUCCUCAUAUUAAACAUUAACAUCACACACACACACACUAUACACAAUUAGAUAGACAAAAAAAGUUUCUGUUUUUAAAAUAGAAUAAUGAAGAGAAAAACAAACAAUGUGUGUGCAACAAUUAAUUCUGUUGAUAUUCUAUUUUCAUUAUUUCUAUUUCGAAAAUUCAAUUGAACAUAUGAAUUAUAGCUAGCAGUGGAGUAUAAAUAUGGUUGGAGACUCUGGGUGACACGGCUGAGAAUCGAUCACAAUGGCGUCGCUGUAUACACUCUCUGUCUUCCCUUAAACUAAGAGAUUAAAAUCGCUUCAUAUCUUUCUUUCUACGAACUAAUUCUUUCUUCCUGUACUAUAUCCUUAUAUGCAAUCUUUCUUUUAUAUAUUACCACCUCUGAAUUAACUACUUUUAUGAAUCCGGUGUCCAUCUUGUUGUGUUAAUGAGGUAUGGCAACUUGGACCGAUGCAUAUAUGUGCCUGGUCCUACGUUGUAGCUGACUGACUGUGGAGUAUAAGUUACACUUUUUAUCCUAUUUAGGACUCUUCAGUUUGAUAUUUACCUUUAUUCCAGUGUUAAUGUUUAUAUUAGGACUUGAACUCAAUACCUUUCGCUUUAAAGGUCUUAGGUGUUAUUAAGUCAACUAUUGAAUUUAGAUAGUCACUAGUUAAAAUGUUAUUUCAAUAGAAGCAACUUUAACACAUGUUUAUGUAUUCUCUUAUCAGCUGUACUAAAUGUAUAUUGAAUUAAUGAAUAAAGAAAAUGAUU
Molecule: messenger RNA, 1602 nt
Organism: Schistosoma haematobium
Lineage: Eukaryota; Metazoa; Platyhelminthes; Trematoda; Strigeidida; Schistosomatidae
Exons: 6
Coding region: 30-575 (181 amino acids)
Biological process (GO): UDP-N-acetylglucosamine biosynthetic process
Cellular component (GO): Golgi apparatus; endoplasmic reticulum; endoplasmic reticulum-Golgi intermediate compartment
Molecular function (GO): monosaccharide binding; glucosamine 6-phosphate N-acetyltransferase activity
Source: RefSeq, a predicted model, not a curated record